Molecule: messenger RNA, 1431 nt
Organism: Arabidopsis thaliana (thale cress)
Lineage: Eukaryota; Viridiplantae; Streptophyta; Magnoliopsida; Brassicales; Brassicaceae
Product: Mitochondrial glycoprotein family protein
Exons: 2
Coding region: 171-695 (174 amino acids)
Cellular component (GO): mitochondrial matrix
Source: RefSeq, marked reviewed
GAAGCCUUGAUCUUCAAGGGAAAUAAAAGUUUGGUGUGCAGCUGAUGAUUGAUUGGUUCUGUGUAAUUGUUAAAUUGCAUGAUUACGUAACUGAGAAUUCGGUUUAACCGUUUAAAUUCCGGUCUACUGAAAUUGCUACGGAAAUAAACCGAAUUAAACCGAACCGGAUCAUGAUUCAGUCUACUUUAGUUUUUGUGCUCCGUAGAUUGAGAGAAGCCAAUUUUAGGGAAAAGAGAGAGAUGAGGAAGUUGAAUCCGCUUCUGAAACGAGGCUUGAAGGCUAUUGAAAAUGGUGAUUUGUUGAAGAUCCUCCAAAGUGAAAUUCGUCACGAAAUCUCCCAUCCUCGUUUCCAGGGCGUUGAGACCGGUUCUCUAGGAGAUUUCAAAUUGGAUUGGGAUUCACCGGAAAGCCAAGAUAUUGUUCUGAAGAGACAGUUUGAUUCAGGCGAGAAGGUUGUGGUCUCUGCUUUAUUGCAACCAGAACCUAUAGAACUAGAAGAUGAUUUAGUGUUUCCUAGGGAAGCUCAUGCCAAAGUUUGUAUCAAAAAGCCUGGUCUCAGCUCUAUCUUGCAGUUUCAUUGCCGGGUUUACGAAUCAGGAUCUGGAUCUUCUCAUUUCGACAUCGAGAGCGCCUACUUUAUCCGCUCUUUUGUUUCUGCUCCUUCUUCCACUUAUGGAGACCAUUUUUUCAGGUGAAGUAAGCUCAUAAAUGAUAAUCUCUCAACAUUUUGUUUAAGUUACUUGAAUCAUAUCUGUUUUACUUCAUCCAAACCUCAAAGCAUUGGGUACACUUCCCAUUGUUCUUUCCCUGGAGUAAUUGUUCUAUAUAUAUUGAAAAAGAAGUAGACUAUUAGAGGUUCAUGUGUCUGCAUAUGUUUGAUUUCAAUGACCAGUGUUAUUUUCUUUGUUUCUUUAGCCAAGUAGAUCCCAAACUACACAGUGCACUGGAGCAAUACCUAAUAUCUAAGGGGGUCAGUGAAGGCUUAACUAAUUUCCUUUUGUGUCACCUGAACAAGAAGGAGCAGGAUCAAUACGUUAACUGGUUACGCAGGCUUGAAUCAACUAUGUCACAUUCUCCAAAGCCGUGAGUGUUUACUCCAUAAGCUCAUUUCUUUUCAAGUUUUGUUUUUGGAACAAUGGUAAAAUGCCUUAGGAGUAGUAUUAUUAGCUAAGAGAGUCCUUGCAAUGGAUGUUUUGAGGGAAGAUGUAUCGACGAAUACAUGUUAACUGUAAUAUUUCCAACAAAUGGGACCCCAAAUCGUAUGCUUUUGAAUUUUCAAGCAAGCUUGGUUUGAUCUUUGAUCUUUCAAGAUGAUUAGUCAUGAGAUAGUGAGUAGUAAUCGACAUCUACAUAACCACCCUCAUUCAUGUAUUUAUCUUUGUAAAUCAAUACUUGACCUAUAAUGUCUUUUGAUCUUUCUCCGAAAGGACU